Molecule: messenger RNA, 330 nt
Organism: Penaeus chinensis
Lineage: Eukaryota; Metazoa; Arthropoda; Malacostraca; Decapoda; Penaeidae
Exons: 3
Coding region: 1-330 (109 amino acids)
Source: RefSeq, a predicted model, not a curated record
AUGAGCAUCCCAGUUGCUUCUGUUCUUGCUGGUGGUUGCAUCCCCAUCAUCCGCGACGAGCGAGUCCAUCCUGCUGCUAACGGCGCUUACAACUUUGACGCAUCGUCAGGCACGAAUCUGGCGGUCCAGGAGGCGCUCAACAGGGAACCCUUCACCGUCCCAGAUGGCCAGGUUUUAUAUCUUUGGUUCGAUGUUAAUGGUUACCAACUUCAGUCGCCCUUCCUGCCCGUCGCCCAUGCAUUCCCCCACCCAAUCCUCGCCCACGCCCUCGAACAGAUCGAACAACGUCAGGAAUCAAGCAAGGGACAAGUCAACCCCUCUCGCCAAUAA